This is a messenger RNA of Adineta ricciae, 597 nucleotides long. NCBI's taxonomy places the organism in Eukaryota, Metazoa, Rotifera, Eurotatoria, Adinetida, Adinetidae. The record is from the annotation of a GenBank genome assembly.
AUGUACUGCUGGUACUUGUGCCGCUUGGACUCCUUUAUAAAUUCAGGUGAACGAAAACGAGUCUAUACAUUCCCAUUAACUAUUUCCUUUACUAUUUAUUAUGCUUCAAAUGCUUGGCUUAAUGAAUUGGUUACAGGAGGUGGUCAACCAUGGUAUGUUGCAAAUCGUGUUAUUACUAAUAUUCGACCAGAUGGUUUUAUUAAUACAAGUCCUACUGCUGUUACACUUCCAAUAAUUUAUAAACAAAUUAAUAUUCAACAUGUUGAUGUUGUUCAAAUGUCUGAUGUUGAUGCAACAAUACCAAUGAGUUCAGUUCCACUUCAAUUUCUUUUCUAUGGUUAUCCAGCACCUACUGGUUGUAGUACUCCAUCACAAAUCAUUGGUAAUCGACCCAAUCGUGCUUGUAUUGGUACAUCUGUUGGUUCCGAUGUAACUGAAUAUGUUAUUGUUGAAACAUAUUGCCCAGGGCAAACAAUUGUGAAUUUUAUUACAAGUACACCAAUUGGAAUUAAAGAAAAAGUGCAAUUCUUAAUCCAAGUCCUGUAUUUAUCAUUUAAUUCUCAGUUGGAGCCCACACAGUACUCAAUAUGGUCCUGA